GCGGGGAGGGUGACCUUGCCCCGAGCGAGCCUGCUAGGCGCCGCUGGUCCACGGGGCGGAGCAGGUCGCCAGCUUGGUGGUCCCGUCGGAAUAUAUUGGAUUUGUUAUUACGUCAGGCGGCGGUGAAGCAACUCCGCCUUUUACUUUUAUCGUUAUUGUUGUUGUUGGCGGUUGUGGAGGAGGGCGGUGGCACAGAAAGCAAGACUGAUGUAAAUGUUUGGUGUGGAGUUGUCCUCCCCAAUCCUGAUCGCAGGUGAAUGACCUCCCAGAUCUGUGGGACUGGAUUAUCAAAAAGACCCCAGGCACCUCCCCCUCCUCCCGUCACUCUUGGGCGGCCAGCGCUCCCACAACCGGUAUGAAGGUUGCAUUAGAGCAGCUCGGCAACGCUCAGGCAGACUGUCCACAUAUUCACGAUGGUGAGGCAAUGUGUCAAAGGAAUGCCUCGUGGGAAAGCCGAGGCGUAAGUUGCAUCUAGGGUUUCGUUGGUGCCGGACGCCUCCACAACACCACUGCUGUGCCCUCGGAGCUCACCGUGCCUCUCCUGUAGAGCAUUCCGGGAAGUGAUAGGAUCUCUCCUGGCCGACACACCAUCAACCAGUUUCCAUUACAGCUCAUUAGGUACCGAGAAGAUUGACUUGAGAACAGUGAAAGUGACUAUCUGUGUGUCCAGUGACCAGUGACCAGCGCUCCGCCCGCCGACGACACACCGCCCCUAGAAUAGCAUCAGGAAGCCGCUUGGAUUUAUCAGGGCGUGGCGAGAGUGUGAGUGUGUCUCCGAGGAACGUGUUAGCAUGUAUUACUGCCGAGGGUGCCUGCAGGCAGCCUGAGCCCAGCCACGCCGCGAGAUGAGGCGGCCAAAGACACUCAUCCAUCCCCCUCUCCUCCUCCCCAUCUUCCUUCUCCUGGUCUCGUCGCAUGUCAGCGGGUUAGAAGCGACUCGAGAAGGAGAGUCUUCGUUCGUCGUGUUCUCCAGCUUCCCUACAUUCUCUCCGGAAGGCGACGGCACACAAGGCAGCACGUCCCACGCGGUUCCAGCAGCUGCCAAAAAAGAAUCAGGUCAUGAUGGCAGCAGCGCCUCGCUCCACGGUGUUCCUCUCUCGAUCAGCGAGGUCGAGGGGCUUGGCAAUGACAGGGACAUCACCACCAGUCAAAAUGACACUCCAAACACUGGGAUCUUUCUGUUUACUACACUCAUGAAGGAUAAACAACAUCAGACAACUUCAGAUGCUGAGGAUUCCGCAACUACAGUAGCUGCUAACGACUCUACUACCAUUUCCAAUAUGACUGUGAUCCUCACCGAACCAACUGCAACACCUGUCAUCAUACAGGCUGAAAGUGCUCCGCUCACUCAUUCCUCACCCAUCGUAGCAGAAUCACCGGAAGGUCCACGAGAAAAGGAGUCUAAUGUAGACAAAGUACAUGAUCGCAGCAGUCAAAGUCAGCCUGAUGAACCUGCACAGCCUGAGCUCCCAAUAUCCGGUGGUUCGCUUGCUACUAGAUUACAAGGAUUGAGGCCAAACCCCAGACACACCACUAGGGCGGUCCAGGAAAGAGAAGAGAAGGAAGAGAAUUUCUCACAGCAGAUGACUCUGGCGGAGAGGCUGAAGGCCUUGCAAGCUAGACGCGCCCAGAGGUUCGGUUCUCUGGCUAGACGAGAUCGCGGGCCGCUAAGACGCAGGAAUCUCACACCCAAGAACACGGAGGACGCUGUACAACGACGUCUUGGCGAACUCGCUGCUGCUCGUGCAUCAGAAGGUGAGACAAGACAAGAAGCAUUUCCUGUUUCAAUUGAACCCAAAGAUACCUUCAUAAGCCCACUUCCUGAAAAGGGCAACGAAGGGGAACAUAGAGCAACAGAAACGCAUGACCUGGUCGGUGAAGAGACGACUCUGAGCCACACAACUCCUGAACAAGUCAAAUCGACUGUCUCUCCAGCCACCUCGACACCUUCACCUUCUAAUAUCAAAAAGCCUGAGCGUAAAUCAUACGCCCAGCGACUUCGAGAACGCCUCCAGAAGAGGCGAGAAAGAAAUCGCAAUGCCACCAUUGAAAGAUUGCGUAAUUCACGUCCAAACAGCACGGCAAGGCCACAAACACCUCCAAGACCCGAGCCAGAAGAUAACACUCAGAGCGGUUCCCCCUCUAGAAAUAAUAAUCCUCGUCUGAAUGCGAGUCAGCGGCGGAGACAGGAGCUCCUUAAACGGUUAAAACACCGCAGUUCUACCCCACGACCUGCUGGGCCUUUGUCCCUAAGAGAGAAAAUUAAUCAAUUGCGGAACAGAAACAGGUUCAUUCCUACCAGCAUACCUAAACAAACAACUACUACGACCACUUCACGCACCACAGGCACUCCGACCACAACACCCAUCACCACGCCACAACCACCAACGACCAUUAGGACGACACCCGCGCUUGUUUUCACCACAUGGCCAGUAACACAAGAGUCAGCCACAACGACGCCAGUCACAACACACACCACGCCACAACCAGUCACGACCAUCAGGACAACGCCCUCGCUCGCUUUCACCACCUGGCCAGCGACGCAAGAGUCUGAUGACGACAAUUUCCUCGUUACAGUCCCGUCAACUACCGAAGCAGAUGAAGAUUCCAGAAGAUCUCAGAUCAGGCAGAUGAUCGAUGCCAUGUUGAGCUCCAAGGGUCUCUCUGGGACCACAACCACAGAGCAGGUCCUUUCUUUCUUAGAAGAGGCAACCUCAAAACCGAUCUUCAUGGAAGCUACGAAGUCUCCCAGCAUUACCCCGACAGAACACAGCAGUCGCUUGAGGCCCACAUUCUCCUUUGCGGCGUCUGAUGGUAAAGGCCGCCCAUCCACUACCCGCGCUCGAGAUCGCCCAAGCCUGUUCCAACACUUCCCUUCCCUAGCAGACAAACUAGCGGGAUCUCACUCACCCAAGAAGUCAAAAUUCCAUCCAACACCUCCAGCAGCACGCGACACACCACCAACUUCUACACAUGAAGACAAGUCAUCAGCCAACAACCGACGCAUAAUCAGCCUCUCCGAGCUCUUGGCUGGUGGCAAUAAUGUGCGUGCAGCUGCUGACUUGCCUCAUCGCAUUGAUGAAGAAACAAAUACUGAUAGCACAACGAUAACUUCGGAAGUGGAAACAACAUCCUUGUCUGCAGACAUGACUACCGUGAGUAUGGAAAUGGAUAUUUUACCAACAACACAACCAUCUAUGGAAAAAAUUACUACAGAGGAUCAACGUGUCAAAGAUCUCAUCUCCAAGUUAUUGGCUCAAGGCGUGAUAACAAUGCCUGCCCCUGUUGACUCAGACACCGUGACGUCAGGUAUGGAGGAUGACCAGUCCACAACAGCAGUCCCUGACACCUCCUUUGUCUUGGAGGACACUCAGGCACCUCCUAGGGAAUCGACCAAGAACUUUGUGCUGGACCCCCACAUAUCCACUGAAGCUGACAAGUCCCAAACACACUCAAGCUUCAUGCCUCCUCUUCACUCUGAAGAACCACAGCUUACCCGUGGCGCACCCCAGAGGAGGCCUUCCAUCAUAUCCACAUUUUCUUCCACUGACAGUCCUUUAGUGUCCUCAGUCGGGGUGACGGACACCACUGUCAAGUUAAGUACGGACGUCACAGAGAUCACAGAGAUCCCACCGAUCACCACUACAUCUGAUACUCUACUUCAGACCUCGCCGCCUCACAUUCAGGAAGAAUCCACACUUCCCGACACAAGAGAUUUGGGUGAAAAUGAGAUAGACGUCGUCAAUUCGAAGGACAAUCUACAAUCACUGAUGAGGGGCUUUGUCCUCCCAUCGAUUCGUCCCGAACUGGCAGCAGUAAAUCACGUCCUCGGCUUCUCUUUGACAACAGAUGAUGUGGUCGACCUUGUUGAAGUAAACAUCGAGAAGCCUCAAGUGUCAGAGGAUGAGGACACGCUCUACGACGACAUGGAGACAGCAGCGACGGAGCAAGUUAUGAUUACCACAAGUUUUUUCCAAAAUGAAGACCUAACUCCAACCCCACUCAAUCUGGACGUAACAUCCCUCUCGGUAUCUGAAUCUUCCCCACAGAUUCACAGCACUACCGAGGCCACGGGCUUGUCUAGGGAGGCUGCUACAGUUCCAACAGCUACUGGAACACAGCCACCUGGUGAUGAGAUGACAAUGUUUACAGAAGAGUCAAGUCCUUCUGUUGAUUUGGAACUUGGCACAACAGAGCUAAUACCGACCACCACAACAUCUCAUCAGAUUAUCACAGAGUCGUCAGCGAUACACACAUCAUCAACGCCAGAUGCUAUGGUUACCCUAACCAAUGAAGAAUCCUCUACAGUCAAGGAGUCAUCUCCAAGUUCAGUUUCUGAUGGUAACCAGGACACUCUAAUACCUAAACCUGAACAGCCUGAAAGUGACAACGUGACUGCUUCCCUCCAAAAACUGUUGCGUCAGGGUGCAUUUGAUAAAGCUGAAGUUUUGCUCAGUGAUUCUAUAAGUGCCUUCCAGGGGGUGUCAGAGGCAGUUAUGCGAGAAAGGCUUCACCUUCUUAAACUCGUGAAGGAGCGACAAGAUAGCAAGUCCAACCACGAGACUCCUCAUGAUCAGGUACAGCCUACAUUGCAAUCUCCCACGACCACCAGCAGAGUCAGUCUUAGCGAAUUGCUUCGUAAGAAAACUUCAGGAGAGAUAACCGAAUCAGAAGUGACCCUGAAACCUUCUCUCAGUAGUCUUCAGCCCAGAGAGGAGACAAAAGUCGCGACAGAAGCUCAUGAGCCUCAUUCUGUCGUCAGCACCAUGGUGGUAGAACAGACAAACACACCAAAAGAUACAUCUAACAGACCAAAGACAAGUGAUGCUAUGAGACGAUUCCUUGAGCUCAACAAACACGUCUUACAGACACUCAGAGCCAGGAAAAAAGCUAUAUCAUCGACGCUUCCUACUACUACUUCUACGACUCCUGCAACUCUCCAAACCAUUCCUGAUCUGACAUCAGGGUUAACAGUGUCAGACAGUCAAAGAAACUCUCCUGUAAUAUCUGAAGUCACUCCUCAAAGUCAAGUAAUUACCUCUGUUAUUCCUGAAGAGACAGGGCAGCCUCUUGAAGGAGCAAAAGAGCGACCCUCCCUGCUCUUGAGGCCUGUGUUGCUUCGCCCACAGAAAAGCGUGAUCUCCACCCAGGAAAAAUCUCACAGCCAUGUCUCAUCCACCGUUAACCCCUUAUCGGCCUCUGUUGACAACAUAUCUCAUCCUCCAGUGCCUACCGUACGCUCGCGAAUCCCACCGCCCUUUCGCCUGAGACGUCCUCACCCACCCACUAAGUUCUCCAUUACGCGACAGCAGCAGCAGGCAGGUUCCCCACUCCUAACAAAACCAUCAGAGGGUGCGGUAGAGAGUCCGAAGGUAAAAGUGCCCAUCACCACCCGCCCUCUACUACGUCCUGCAAGCACCAGCGAUGCCUCCAUCACGACAGGUAUGAUAAAAACUGACAACCAGAGCAAAGACGAAGACCUUGAUGUGGGAAGAACAACAUCUGGAUUCCGGUCUGCCGAAGUCCAAACAGAAAGACCAGAUGAUGACAGUUUCACAACUUUGGCGUCACUGCUAAAGAGGAAGCAAACCUCGAGCACGAAAUUUCAUCCUGAAAAACAAAAAACAACCUCGCUGCCUAAGACAACAACAGACAGCACGCCUGAGGUGACAACACAGACUGAUAACGAAACUCUCCCUCCUGUCACUCCGUCCGAGCAAGAGGAAGCCACAAUUCCGCAGUUGUUUGACGAAGACCAACCCAUCCCAGCCCCACAAGAUGAUCCUGACAACUCUCUUAGGCCUGCAUCUGUCAGGGGAACCUUCUUAGCGACAGAAGGGAUGACCGCUGAGCACGUGCCUCCUCCCUUCAACUUCCUGGACAGAAACACAAGUUUCCAGACAAGGGCUCAUGGAACAUUCAAUGGAGCCUUGAGCCACGGAGCUACAUCUUUUGAUGUCUCUUCAGGCGUACCACUUCCUCUCCCCGCCACUAGUGCUCCAAAAGCUGUCUUUCCUAUCACCGCUCCAGCAAUAAAGUUUGAACCAACGCCCAUCCCAGCAAGGUUCCCCACCAGAGAGGAGGCACAUGACCUGGAUGCAUCCACCACCACAGACUCCCCAUCAUCCUUCUCCACCAUUCCACUGGAUUUCGAGAUCCAGACAGAUACACCGAGCCCACCCAAACUAACCUUCGAUAUGGAUAGAAGUACUUCACCAUUAGGCUUCAACUUCCAGCUUCAUCGCAAACCUUCAGCCACAGAUGAAGGUACCCUUACUACUGGCAGCGAUACCCAUCAAAGUAGGCCUCUACAAGCUCUCUUUUCCACCACUACUCCAGGAACUGGAUUUGCAACCUUCACGCUCGGUCAAAAUGAAGCAUUUUUUACGGAUGACAAAGCCAAGGAAACACCCAUUAUCAUCCCCGUGACGGAGAUUCCUUUGGUCACAACCCCAAUCACUAGUGCCACGCCUCGUGUGAUCUUGCUUACCCUGCCUGUGGCUAAUGGCUCAGUGACAGCCGACAGCCUACUCCCGGAAACUACCUCCUUUCAGGAGAGUACUGAGACGUCUGUCCCUUCUACCACCACCAUCACCAGUACCACGACCACCUCCAACAGCAAGAAAUUACAGCCUAAAGAGUCAUUAGCUCCUCCACCAAACAUCAUGCACAUGAUAACAAAAGGUGUCACCAUUACCUCGACAGAAGGCGUCAUCGACAGAGUGUUGUCCCAUCAUGAAUCAGUGCCACAGCCACCACCACACUCCCUUACCUUUUUGCCCCCAACCAGUCCUACCGUCCUUCAUGCGGACCACAACCCUCCAGAAAGUGUUUUCCAAACAGAAGACGAGAAGCUUAGUAUAAGAAUCCUGUCAGAAUCUUUGCUCGAGAACACGAAGGAAAAGAAUCUUCAAGGUGAAGGAACAUUGAGACAGCAACAACAUGGAGUGCUUCACACAACCAGACCAAAUCUUCAAGGUGGACAUCUCAACCUCAAUGAACUUCGGCAACGCCAGUUAGGAGGGAAGGGAACUGCCGAAGGGUCUCAAGGUCCCCAUGCAUCGUCUGGAUUACAAGAACAGCAAACAGACAGCCAGGCGAUCUUAGGACAGACGAAUGUACCACGUCAGCAGAUCUUUCAGGCAGGACAAGUGGUGACAGGUCAGCAUAUUUUUCACAAUCUACAGAAUUCUUCAAGAGAGCAAAAAAUAGUAUCAGGACAGCAUAAUAUAGAUCAACAUAUUGUUGAGGAGGGACACGUUAAAUCAAGUCAGGAGGGGCAAAUAAUAUCAGAUGUUCAAGUUCCACAGCGACAAAAAGAAGGACAAGCCGAUCAACACACUGUAGACAACCAGCACAUUCACACACAGGGGCAAGUGUUACCUGAUCAGAAAGGUGUACAUCAGCAUGCCAUCGAACAGAGAAAGGGACCAGCUGAUGGACAUAAUCCAACACAUCACCAUUCACUGAAACAAGCACAAGGAGGAUCACUUCAGUUUGAUGCUUUGAAUCUGCACACAACUGUACAGAGUGAAGCAAGACUUGGUGAACAUAAGACAACGACUCAGCAUCAAUCUGCUGACGGACAAUUAACCGCACAUCAGCACAAAACUGUACAAGGACAAGGCGUACUAUUGAAACAAGUCACUGAGGUGCAAAGUGCGCAUAACAGAUCAGAACAAGAACAAGGUAAGCCAAGUCAGCAUGCUGAACAACCCGAAAAACAACACUUGGAUCAAAAUCUUCAAGAUCAGCAGGACUCUCAAGGUCAGCAUAACGUUCAAGGACAAAAUAUUCAAGGUCAACAUAACUUGCAAGGUAUGGUAAUCCAAGCUCAGGACAAUCCUCAAGGACACAUAAUUACCAGUCAGGAUAACCCACAAGAUCAGCAUAACCAACAACGCCAGCAUAUGCUGCAAGGACAUAUUACUCAAGAUCAGCAUAACUUUCAGGGUGAUUUAAUUCACGGCCAGCAUAACCAACAAGGUCAGCAUAAUAUUCAAGGAAAGAUAACUCAAGAUCAGCAUAACCAAGAUCAGCAUAACAUUCAAGGGCAGAUCUUUCAGGAUCAACAUAACCAAAAUCAGCAUACCACUCAAAAUAAAAUAACUGAAGAUCAGCAUAACCAAGAUCAACAUAACAUUCAAGGAAAAAUCAUUCAGCUUCAGCAUAAUCAAGACAGCGCAGAUAAUCAAAAUCAGCAUAAGCAGCAUCAGCAUAACAUUCAAGGGCAGAUCAUUCGAGACCAGCAUAAUCAAGAUCAGCAUAACAUUCAAGGGCAAAUUAUUCAGGCUGAGCAUAUUCAAGGUCAGCAUAAGCAAGACCAGCAUAACCAAGGUCAGCAAAACAUUGAACGACAGAUUAUUCAAGUUCAACAUAACCAAGGUCAACAUAACACUCAAGAACAGAGAGCUCAAGGUCAGCAUAAGCAAGAUCAGCAUAAGGAAGAUCACCAUAACAUUCAAGGACAAAUUAUUCGGGUUGACCAUGACCAAGAUCAGCGUAACACUCAAGGGCAGGUUAUUCAAGGCCAGCAUAACCAAGAUCAGCAUAACAUUCAAGGGCAGAUUAUUCAGGACCAGCAGAGUACUCAGCAUAACAUUCAAGGGCAGAUUAUUCAGGACCAGCAGAGUACUCAAGGGCAGGUUAUACAUGAUCGGCAAAAUUCUCAAGGUCAGCAUAAUCUCCAAGGGCAGACUAGUCAAGAUCAGCAUCACCAGCAAGAUCAGCCUAGUGGUCAAACACAGACUACUCAAGGUCAGCGUAACCUUCAAGAAGAGGUUAUUCACGAUCACCACCAGCCACAAGUAAAGAGCACACAGCCUCAGCACACACCUGAGGAAAAGACACCAAGCACACAGGUGAGACAAGAGCAGCCACCUUCACAGCCACAGCGAAAACAGCCUCAGCGUGGCGAACACACAGCCGAAGGACAUCGUCACCUUCAGGGACAAAGAGCCCAAGGACAAGGUGACGUGAGCCGCGGGCAAGCAACACCCAAGCAGCCCACUCAGACUGGUCAGCAGAUUUUUCGUGGCAGACAAACAUCAACAGUCUCACAGAAGCAGCAUCAACGUCAGCAUGAUGGGAGACAGCAAGCGGCAGAAGGAACACAACGCCAGCCUCAACCAAACUCCAGGAGAGGAAAAUUUAUUUCAGGAGAUGCAGUUCAGGGAGUUCAGCAAGGGGUGGUAGUGAAGCAAAGCUCCAGAAGCCGAGUGACAGUCCAGGAUGCACGCGGCUCUGGAAGAACGAUCAUCCGCGGUCAGAGUGUUGUUCCGCCCGUCAAAGCAGGACAGACUCCCGACACCCGAUUUCGACCACAGCAACAGAAGGUUCAGGCGGAAACACGACGAGGACUUGCAGCAGAAGGCAGGCCUCAAGGCCAUCCCCGCGCCACGCCAGCACACCAGGGCUCCAUCGGCCACUUCAACAACUUGGCAGCCGGAUUCAUUCGCGGCCCAGCAAACUCCUUUAUUACAGGAUUUCCAAGUCAGGAAGCUGAAAUUACGACAGGCGGCAAUGACGAAGAUUUUGCCGUCACCAUCCUCCCCGAGGCGUCUAAGGAGGCAAGGCGGAGGUUGCCUUUAUCGCAAGACCCUGACGGAGACGAGAUCCCGGGGCAGGCCGGCAUUGACUACCCGAUCCGGACCAACAUCCCGGUGACUUCCUUCAUCUGCAGCUCCGCCAUGGCCAACAGGAUGUUCGCUGAUCCCGACACGUCCUGCCAGGUGUACCACGUGUGUAGUGGAGACCACAAGUUCUCGUUCCUGUGCCCAAAGGGAACUCUCUUCAACCAGGACACGUCGGUGUGCCAGUGGUGGUUUACCGUGGAUUGUGACCGUCAGGCCCGCCGCCUGGCCGAAGUGAAGGCCCUCGGCUGAGGUGCGCCGGCAGCCUCACGCCGAAGGAGCCAGUGAUGAGCAGCGGCUCUGGGGCGUGCGAGGUUCACUCGCCAUAUAAAGAACUAAGACUUUUCAGUGUAAGCGAUAAAGUGCAUGACUGUCUUGUCUGAUGAAGCAGCGAGAAGCAGCUGCAAGCCUGCAAGAGGCGCAGCUCAGGCUCCAGUAAAUGUCUUCCGAGAGACUGUUUUUGCUGCAUGUCAUUUUGGUCAGAGUGAAGCAGUCUGUGGCGCCUUAAAUUAUGCUCUCGUGUGUAUUUGUGUUGCAGGCCAGCCAGUGUGUGUGUGUAUGUGUGUGUGUGUGUGUGUGUGUGUGUGUGUGUGUGUGUGUGUGUGUGUGUGUGUGUGUGUGUGUGUGUGUGUGUAAGUGCGUGCUCUCCCGCGCGCCUGGUGCAGCCCCGUCCCGCCUAGCAGCGGGUGUCGUGGGCAGCUUCUCUUCCCUCUGUAUCAUAAUACCUUCAACGCACUGUAUCAAUAAAUGUUUCCCAUUGU
This is a messenger RNA of Scylla paramamosain (green mud crab), 10393 nucleotides long. Its product is annotated as mucin-12-like. The transcript has 4 exons. Gene Ontology annotation, molecular function: chitin binding. Gene Ontology annotation, cellular component: extracellular region. Bases 846 to 9884 code for a protein of 3012 amino acids. The record is from RefSeq and is a predicted model, not a curated record. NCBI's taxonomy places the organism in Eukaryota, Metazoa, Arthropoda, Malacostraca, Decapoda, Portunidae.